AACGAAGCUGUUGCAGUCCAGCGAUAUACCAGUCGUUGACCAGUAUCCGGUCUAUCAAGUUGUUUUUAUUCUGUUUUGUUUGUUUUUUUUACGCUUUCCAUUGUGUGUUUACAUAUUUUUACCAAUAUGGAAGGUUCAAACACGAGUACCGUCAACUACAAUGCAGAACAAUUUUUCGGUUGGGCCGAUUACGUGGUGUUUGUCGGAAUGUUGGUUAUUUCAGCCAUUAUUGGGAUCUAUUAUGCAUGUUUCGGAGCCAAACAGAACACAACCAGUGAAUUUCUCAUGGCCGGAAGGAACAUGGGAACCUUUCCUGUAGCCAUGUCUCUUAUUGCAAGUUUCAUGUCUGCCAUCACGUUGCUGGGAACUCCGGCCGAAGUCUAUCAAUUUGGUACAAUGUACUGGUUAGUGGUGUUGGCAUUUUUCCUUGUUAUGCCGGCCGCCAAUUACCUGUACAUGCCAAUCUUCUACGAACUUCGUGUCACAUCCGCCUACGAGUACCUCGAAUUGCGCUUCAACAAGCUCGUCCGCUGCUUAGGUUCGGCCACGUUUACCGUUCAAAUGACCCUCUACAUGGCCGUGGUUGUCUACGCACCUGCCUUGGCUCUCAGCCAAGUUACCGGGAUUCACGUCUACAUCUCGGUCACGGCGAUUUUCGCAGUUUGUGUUUUCUACACUGUCGUCGGUGGAAUGAAAGCUGUCAUGUGGACCGAUACAGUUCAAGUUAUUAUCAUGUUCAUUUCAAUGGCUGUGGUGGUCUUCAAAGGGGACAUUGACAAAGGUGGUAGCGCAGCUGUAUGGGCUAUAAACCAGGAAACUGACCGCGUUGAAUUUGGAGAUUUCGAUCCAAGUCCAGCCAAACGACAUUCUGUAUGGUCCUUAAUUGUUGGUGGCUACUUCACGUGGGUGACAAUUUAUGGUGUGAACCAGUCGCAAGUCCAGCGGUAUUUGACGGCUACUACUAUGAAGCAAGCUAGAACUGCUGUUUGGAUUAAUUUGGUUGGUUUGGUGGCCCUAAUUUCACUGUGCUGUUACGGUGGAAUGGUUAUUUUUGCUAGAUACGCCGAAUGCGAUCUUCUCACUGCUGGGUUUAUCGCUAAACCAGAUCAACUUUUCCCACGGUUUGUAAUGGACACUCUUGGAAACGCACCAGGCGUUCCGGGAUUAUUUGUCGCCGGAAUCUUCAGCGGGGCAUUGAGCACCGUGUCGAGCGGUCUAAACUCGUUGGCCGCAAUCUGUUUGGAAGAUUUCGUUCGGCCUUUCUGUGGUAGAGGAAUGGACGAUGCUCGGGCCACCAACGUUUCCAAAUUUCUCGCUAUCGGGUUUGGUCUCUUGUGCUUCGGUCUAGUGUUUGUUGCUGCCCAGCUGGGUAAUGUCCUCGAGGCCGCCUUGAGCAUCUUUGGAAUUCUUGGAGGGCCUCUUCUCGGAGUUUUCACUCUGGGAAUGUUUUUCCCAUGGGCCAAUUCCAUCGGAGCAGCGGCUGGCCUUUUAAGUAGUUUACUGCUCAUGCUGUGGAUCGGUGUAGGGACCCAGGUCGCCAAGGCUCAAGGUUUCAUCAAAGUACCACGCAAACCUGUCAGUUUCGAAGGUUGCCCUUUUAACAGUACAAUGGCCAAUUUUACCAGUUCAACCACAACGGAAUUUCCUGUUAUUGACGUCGAUACAACUACCUUAAUGCCUUUAGAAAAUGAAAUGGAUGAGCCACUGGGCUUGUACAACCUUUCAUAUAUGUGGUAUUCCGCUUGCGGAUGUUUGACGGUCAUUGUCGUUGGCUUAAUAGUGACCGUCUUCACGAGACCGCAAAAUCCCAGGAAACUAAAUCCUGCGCUCAUCUGUGACACAGGCAAAACUAUAUACUGGUUUCUCCCUAAAAAAGCCAAAGAGUUUUUGCGGUUUCACGUUGGUGACGAAUAUGUUCCUGAAAUAAAACCCAAAUGUGACACAAAAGUAGGUGAAAUCAAUGUCGCCUUCUCUUCCAGCAACCCAGAUGAUCUUCAAACAAUAAGCAACGUUAGAAUGCAGACUUAGUCCGUAAAGGGAUAAGUACCACAAUUUU
This is a messenger RNA of Daphnia carinata, 2056 nucleotides long. RefSeq names its product sodium-coupled monocarboxylate transporter 1-like. Gene Ontology annotation, biological process: sodium ion transport; transmembrane transport. The coding region runs from base 127 to 2028 and encodes 633 amino acids. Gene Ontology annotation, molecular function: symporter activity. Lineage: Eukaryota; Metazoa; Arthropoda; Branchiopoda; Diplostraca; Daphniidae. The transcript is spliced from 18 exons. The record is from RefSeq and is a predicted model, not a curated record. Gene Ontology annotation, cellular component: membrane.